AUGCCGAGUGAAAAGAGUGUAACUUUCCCAAAGGGGAGUUUAUUCCAUCAGGAUACUCUCAAGCAUCUCAAAUUUAUAUGCAUCCUUAUUGCAUGCGGUUUAGAUCUUGCAUCGGUUGGUGCCAUGAUUGUGCUUGUCACUGACAUCGAAACGCGUUUUAAUGUAUCACAUACGCAAUCAGGAUGGGCAUUGACCUCGUAUGUUAUCACGUUUGCUGGUUUCAUUGCGUUCUUUGGACGUGUUGGUGACAUUGUAGGGAACGGUAUAAUGAUGUGUGUAUUUUCGGUCAUAUUUGGAAUCUUUUCGUUGUUAUGUGCCGUGGUACCCAAUUUUAUUGCGUUUACCGUUUUCAGAGCAUUUCAAGGUAUGGCAGGUGCAGGAAUUGUUCCCUGUGCAUAUGCACUUGUUAAUAAGAUGUUCCAAGGUCCUAAUUUACAGAGAUAUUUCUCUAUUCUUUCGUCGGUUAUAUCUGCGAUGGCCGGUGUCGGUUUCAUUAUCGGCGGUGCCUUUGGAGAAACAGCGCUUGGUUACAAGUCAUUUUUCUACUUCCUUUUUGCAGCUUCAUUGGCUACUGCAGCAGUAAUAUGUGUAUUGAUCGGAUACCCAGAGCUCUUGCUCAAUAGACACUCCUAUAAGGAGAAAUUCCAACGCGUUUACAAACUUGAUGUGAUUGGAUGUCUUCUUUUCAUUAGUGGUAGUAUUUUGUUGGUUGUAGGAUUGACACAAGGUGGUGAAUCAUGGAAUGAUCCCACCGCCUAUGUCCCACUAGCUGUUUCCAUAGUACUUUUGAUCAUAUUUUUCAUGUGGAACUUGGGUUACGCAGUGGUGUUGAAAUUAAUCAAACCUAUUUCCACACACAAGGGAUAUGCAUACAUGGAAAGUGUAAACCUACUAAUACCAAAGAAUUUGAUGUUCUCUCAUAAUUUUAUCCCCGUAUUGUUAGCCACUUUCUUCCUCUUUUGCGGAUUUAUGGUUGUCAUGUAUGUGAUUGCUAAUUAUUCUGCCACAGUGGAGGGGAACUCGAUGAUUGUAGCAUCAAUUAAGAUUAUUCCGAUGAUUUCUGGUUUAGUUCUCGCUAACGGGACCGUCGCAUAUAAGCAGGAUCUUUUCAAACCUAAAAAUGCACUAGUUGUUGGCAGUUUUAUCUCCAUACUUGGAGGUGCUUUCUUUGUGCCCAUAAAAUACGUUGACGACAACCUCUUUUGGAAAUUAUUUUUUAUGGGAGGUUUCUUUACAGGUUUGGGUGGUGCGUUCUUCUUCUGUUAUAUGAUUACAAUGGCCAUUGGUGAUGCUCCGGACCAAUACAAGGCGCUUGCUGGAGGUAUCGUUCAAACUUCAGGACAAUUCGGUAACGAAGUUUCUCUAUCCAUUGUUAUAUCUUUAUUGGGUAACCAAACUACCGACAAAGCCGAUCUCAGAGACAGAUUUCAAAAUGCUUCCUACAUUGUCAUUACAGCUGCUACCAUAUCCACUUUGGUCUCUCUAUUUUUAGUCAAAGGGCCACUUGAAAGCUCUGGUGAUGAGGAAAAACAACUGUCAGAAUGCUCCGAAAGCACUACAAGUUCCAAUUCUAACCCAGAAAAUCAAAUCGAAACGGUCAUGGUUAUAUGUCCCGAUACUCGUGACAAGAAGGAGGAAACUGUUGACCAGUAUUUAGCUUAA
Molecule: messenger RNA, 1662 nt
Organism: Kluyveromyces lactis
Lineage: Eukaryota; Fungi; Ascomycota; Saccharomycetes; Saccharomycetales; Saccharomycetaceae
Product: MFS transporter
Exons: 1
Coding region: 1-1662 (553 amino acids)
Biological process (GO): transmembrane transport
Cellular component (GO): membrane
Molecular function (GO): transmembrane transporter activity
Source: RefSeq, a predicted model, not a curated record